Messenger RNA from Penicillium argentinense, 666 nucleotides. RefSeq lists its product as uncharacterized. Bases 1 to 666 code for a protein of 221 amino acids. Lineage: Eukaryota; Fungi; Ascomycota; Eurotiomycetes; Eurotiales; Aspergillaceae. The record is from RefSeq and is a predicted model, not a curated record. The transcript has 2 exons. Gene Ontology annotation, molecular function: oxidoreductase activity.
AUGGAAAGCUUUCAGUUAGCCUCUAAUAAGCUAUCAAAACAAAACCAGUGGUGCUACAUCGGCAAACGAAACGUCGAAAAAGCGAUUUCACUCCACCAAAAUGUCACACCAGGAGGCCACUCCGACAUCUUUUCAAUCAAAUGGCGCACAUACUACCUUGACUACAACCCACACGGGCACAGCGUCCUUAAAAGCGAAUUGGUCCGCGAGAAGCUAGCUGGAAUGACAUCCGAGCAGCGCGAGGAAUUAUCCGCUAACAUGAAAAGUAUCGGACGCACUUUCGGUAUCAGUUUCAUGCAUGGGGAUAACAUGGGCGAUACGCGCAAUGCUCAUCGUCUUGUUUAUCUUGCGCAGGGCCAGGCAUCGGGGCCUGGGGGUAUUACUUCUGAAAUAGUGGUGGAAAAGAUCUUUGAGGCUUAUCAUGAGCGGGGAUUGGAUAUUUCUGACAACGGUGUGCUGCAAAUGGUGGCUGUUGAAGUUGUCUUUGAUCGGAUCCAGGUGGGAGGGUGGCCUGGGAGUAGUCUUGGGGCUGAUGAGGUUGAUGAGGAAGCAAAGGUGAUUAAGUCGGAGUUGAAGUCGGGUGUUCCUGUAUUUAGUAUUCAGUUGAGGUUCCGGGUGGAUGGCUUGGGGAUCCUUCCGAGUUUCCGGACAUAUUUGCAUCAGUGA